Molecule: messenger RNA, 3824 nt
Organism: Prorocentrum cordatum
Lineage: Eukaryota; Dinophyceae; Prorocentrales; Prorocentraceae
Source: the annotation of a GenBank genome assembly
GGCAGCGCCCCCGACUCGGCUUGGCAAGCAGUCCGCCGCAACGCGUGCGACGGCCGAGGGGCACUUCAGCGUCAAGGUUCCGGCCGAUGAGAAAGCCGCGCAGCGCGCCAUCGAACGCCCGAGCGCCCCUGUGCUCAAGAUGGCGGGCACCACGGGGGGCGCGACGUCGCCGCACGAUGGCGACGAAGGCUGCGAGGACGGCGAGGAGAACAUCAAGCCCGUGGUCAUAGCGAAGGCUCUCCUCGAGCACGUGCGGGGGCCCAAUUUCUUCCAGUACCCGCGGGGCCUCCGCUCCGCCGAGGUCAUCACGGAGAGGCUAAUAGAGGCGGGGAGGGGGGGCAAGGAUUACGAGGAGACUGAAGAGUGGGUUGAGGUUCAUGCUGACAGGCUACGAACGGCGCUAUGCCACAUCCGCGAUGCGAUCAACAGGCACCCCGAUACGAAGUGGGUGCGGCCGUUCGUAGCGAUGAAGAGGCCCGCGUCAGAUGAUUGCGAGCAGGACAAGAAGGAUCGGCACUCGAUCUUCGUGAUGCAGGAGAAGAAGGCGAAGCCAGGCGAGAAGUGGAGCCAGGUAUGCCAGGUGACGAUCAAAGGCGAGGUGACUUACGAGAUUGCGCGCCAGGCCAUAGUCAACCUGUGCAAGAAGUACUCCGCAGGCCAGAUCAACGCCGACAAUGUGUACGAGUCGCGGGACAAGGAGGUGGAACAGCUGACUGCAGCUGCGCCAGGUGGGGCGGCGGUGCAGGGGGACAGGGACUUCGUUGCGUUUCAGGGCAGCAGUUUCAAACUAGACGGCACCGUGCGGCACGAGGUUAAUCAGGGAGAUUUCGGUGACGACUGCACAGUGGCGGAGGUGAUGAGGGCGACGGCGGGUCAGCAGCCCGUUGGUGUCAUCGACUUGGACGGGUCCAGUGACGAGGCACCGCUCUCCAACGCCAGCCAGCGCCAGCCUCCUGCCGCGCUGGGCGGCGCCACUCCACCACGCCAGUCGAUAGAGCAACCAGAGCGCGUGCACGAUACCUCCAGCCAGAUGACGCAGACGUUGGUGGACUCCACGCGCGAGCACGGCCACCGCGACCACCCCCCCUUGCACGAGCACAUGUGGGACAGAGCCCUGGCCAUGCAGCGCGAGGGUGACCACCAGCCAGCCGCUCAGCACAGCCAGCCCAUGCAGAGCGAGGGCGACCAACCAGCCGCUCAGCACAGCCAGCCCAUUCCCGUGGGGGUGACCAGCCAGCCGCUCAGCACAGCCAGCCCAUGCAACGGGAUGGCGACCAGCCAGCCGAUCAGCCCAGCCAGCCCAUGCAACGCGAAGGUGACCAGCCAGCCGCUCAGCAUAGCCAGCCCAUGCAACGGGAUGGCGACCCGCCAGCCGCUCAGCACAGCCAGCCCGUUUCCGUGGAGUCGACAUGCGACCAGCCAGCCGCUCAGCACAGCCAGCCCAUGCAACGAGAGGGUGACCAGCCAGCCGCUCAGCGCAGCCAGCCCGUGCACCGCGAGGGCGACCAGCCAGCCGCUGUACAGCCAGCCCAUGCAACGGGAUGGCGACCAGCCAGCCGCUCAGCACAGCCAGCAGAUUCCCGUGGAGUCGACAGGAGGCCAGCCAGCCGCUCAGCACAACCUGCCCACGCAGGAGUCACCGCUGCCAGACCGCAUGCCAGACGACUCAGAACAACGCAGGCGCUACCACGAACGGGUUGGCAUGUCAGAUCCCGAGCGUCAGAUGGCGCCAGCCUCGAGCCCCACGCGCACGGCACAUCCGAGCGGCGCUGGAGCAGCCGACGACCUCGGAGCCAUUGCCCCAAUGGAAGCCGAACCACCUGCUGAUCAGAGGGGCACCCAACCGUGCGAAGUGGGCUCCAGCAGCGGCGGCGACAGCGGUGGCUUCAUUAACGUCAAGCUCGAGACUGAUCGGGCAGGGGGUGGCCACUCGCAAGACCUAAUGCAGCGUGUGAACCAAUUGGAGACAUUCCUGACACAGAAAGGGGAGGAGGAGCUCAAGAAGCAGGCUGCGAAGGAGUUGAGCGGCACAGAUGCCCAGCUCAUCAAACAGUUAGAGGACGCAAUCAAAGACGGAGUGAAAACGAGAACCCCUGUGGCGCAGCAGUUCGAGAGGGCGGUGCACAAAGACCCGAAGCUGAAAGAGGCGCUGAAGGCGGUCGGCAACACGGUCGCCGCGAAGCAACAGUUCAGGAAGGAGUGGGCCAUGAGGAAGCUGAAGACGUUGAAGGAGGUAUUCAGCAAGAUGGAAGUAUACAAAAAGGAAGAAGGGGGUUACGACGACCCCACCAACAUAGUUGCCGCCCAGAACUACGUCGAGAGCUGCAUCAAGAUGGGCGGCGACUGGUGCAGGUGGGACGACAUGGCCAAGCGUAUGCGCUACCUCUACCUCGAAGUCGGCAGGCGGGAGGAGAUGGAGAAGGCGUGGACAAGCUACAAGGAGCUGCAGCCCACGGCUGACUUGGAGACGGUGCUCAGCAGCGCAGGUCUCAGUUCUGGAAUGGAGGUCAGCGAGGCCGCGAAGGCCCUGGCCAAGAGGGGGCUGGAGGAGCAGGCCCUGCAGGACAGCAAGCGCCGCAAGUACAAUGGUGAUGGCGCCAGCUCCAGUGGCAGCGGGUGGCAGCGGGCGGCGCAGCUCCAGUGGCAGCGGGCAGCGCGGCUCCAGUGGCAGCCAGCGGCGCAGCUCAGGUGGCAGCGGGCAGCGCAGCUCAGGUGGCAGCCCAGGCGGCAGCGGGCGGCGGCCAAGCUCCUGGGGCAGCAGAAGAUCGAGACGCCCGAGGAAAGGGCAGCAAAGCAAAGGAAAAAGGAUGAGCAGGCGCUCGUCAAAGCAGCAGAGACCAAGGCGAAGGCAGUGCUGGCGACCUACCAGACGGCGGUGAAUACUGCUUCCACGUUCCUGUCCGCGAUGAACGCCAUGCCCGAGUGGAAGUGGUUGAAGGUUCACCCAGACGACUGGGCUCAGUCCUUGCAGAAGAAGGUCGACCAUGCCAUGAGCAGCCGCACCGACUACUUCGUGCGCAUGUGCAUCGAGAACAAGGCCAGCCUCGUCAAGGACAUGGCGCCGACUGAGCUUAUCGAGGAGUAUAAGAAGAUUACUGACAGGAUGACUCAGCCUGUGGACGAGCUUAUCCAGCUGAACCAGAUCAUCAACGAGCAGCACGCGUUGAACAACAAGUGGUCAGAGUUGAGGGACCACGACCUUCGAAACCCGUUGCUGCCACACGGGCCGAAUUGCUACGAUACCGAAUGCAGGAGCCAUGAGAAGUGGGUUAUCUUAGACUCUUCUGAGCUGCAUCGGAAGGUGAGGUGGAGGUUAGUAUUCAAGAAGAAGCACAAGGGGAGGGCACUAUCACAGGAUAUCCCAGAGCUGGGCUUAAAACAAAACGAUCGCCUCGUGGCCAUACCUUCUAUGUUGGACACCAUGGACUUUGAUAAGCUCAGCAAUUUAGAGGAGUGCCCUGCCCUGAUCUGUUUCUGGAGGCCAACGCAGGAUGCUAAGGUGCACCAUCGCAAUCCAUUGCUCGACGCGUCGCUGGGAAUAGGUGGCAACCUCGGGGUCCCUGACGAGAUCAAGGGUUAUGCGGUUCUAAUUAGAGAGUGCAGCGGGGGGGACAUGACGCCGCUGCAGCAGCUGGAGGCGGUGACGGACUUCGUCAACAGCCACAUCUGGCUUCGCUUCAUCAACGCCACGGGGCACAAGCGGGACGUGCGCAAUAUUUUCGGCGAUGAGGACAGGCAUCUCGGUCGCCGAUUGGUGGUCGACCAACGACGUGGCGAUUGCAACAACCAACGAGGAGUGCGUCGACAGCAACAAGUCCCACCAU